CAAACACAAACAAAGGAGGAAUAAAAGAAGCAAGGGAGCCGUUUCAAAGGCAUAUCCCACCCACUACUACUACUACUAGAUUCUCGUCGAAAGAGGUCAACAAAGGCUUGAUUUGUGGUCGACUUAAAAGAGAAUCGCAAACAGAAGAAAAUUUCAUGAGAUCAUCGAUGUAAUGUAAUGGGAGUUUGAGAAGAAUUUUACUGCAUUUUUGUUAUUUACAUCAUAUUACCAAGGAUUUUUUACACUGAGGGAAAAAGAUCUGAUAUUGAAAAUAUUUGCCAAUAGAUGAUUAAGUAUAAAUGUAAGAUAUGACAGUUUGCAUUAAUGACUGAAUAUUUGAUCUGCCUCUAUGUAACAUUGUAAAUUUAAAAAUAAUAUGAAACAUUUUGGUUUUUAACUGAUACAAUUGUGUUUUAUGUCUGUGCCAGAUUGAUUCCUUUGUGGUGUCAGGAGUCCUGUUUUUCACAGGAAUAUUUGACUUGCAGUAUCAUUGAAAACACUGUAAAUGAGCUAGGAUUAUUUUGAACUUGCAAAAAACCUACCAUUCUGUGAGACAGAUUUUCUGAUUACAUGGAUGAAAAUUGUUGGCUUCAGUGCUUACUCUCAUUCCAGUAAUUUCGCUGUCUGAAGGUUUGGCAAUAGUUGGUUAAUUUUGAGAUCUUUUCUUGUAUGAAACUGAAUAUUCAUUGACAUAAAACUGACUUUGUUUCAAAGCUGUAUAUUCAACAUCCUUUGAGAUGGAAGGUGAAAAUUCAGGUUUACCUUUAAUCAAACAAGAAAGUGAAAAUUUUGAGGAUGAACAAACCAAAAUCACAGUUGAUGGAUCUUUAUUUGUAGAUUCUUUCAUAGAAGUCAAGGCGGAACCUGAAUAUAUUGAUUGUGAAGUCGAUGUAAAAUAUACAUGCCAGGAUAUAAAGAGCGAAGAAGACCAUCCAAGUUUUGACGAGGAAAUCGGAAAGAAGAUCUGUAUUGCAGAAGAAAAUAGACAUCUGGGUAGAAAAGAAGUACUAGUUUCAAAGAGAAGCAGCACAACAGGCAAGCAACUAACUUGUGCUGAAUGCCAAAGGACAUUUUCACAUAUGUGCAGUCUGAAAUACCACAUGAGAACUCAUACAGGUGAGAAACCAUAUACUUGCUCUAUAUGUCAAAGAAGUUUUUGUGAUCAAAGUCAUGUCAAAACACACAUGAGAACUCAUACAGGAGAGAAACCAUAUACUUGCUCUGUAUGUCAAAGAAGUUUUUCCCGUCAAAAUAAUCUCAAUAGACACAUUAGAACUCAUACAGGAGAAAAACCAUAUACUUGUUCAGUAUGUCAAAGAAGUUUUUCUGAUUUGAGUGUCCUCACAAAACACAUGAGAACUCAUACAGGAGAGAAACCAUAUACUUGCUCUGUAUGUCAAAGAAGUUUAUCUUCUCAACUUAGUCUCAAGAAACACAUGGGAACUCAUUCAAGAGAAUCAAAAAGGUUGCCCAACACCAUAAUGAAGUCCUGAGCCAACUAACAUCAAUAACAAAACAGGCUAAGAACUUCACAGAAGAUCUGCUAGAAGACACAGAGGGUCCAGGACAGACUUCAGCAACAACAGUAGCCAGGAAGACCAGGCAGCUAUACAGUCACAGAGAAGAGAGACUUAGAAUGGAAAGGUGGAAAGACCAUGGAAAGGCAGGAAGAUUUCAAGAAGUGGAAAAUAGUUACAUAGACAAAGAAGAGUCACUUAGAUGUAUGAGAACUGGAGAUCUAGGUUAUGAUGGAGAAAGACUGAUAAUAGGAGCACAAGGUAAAGGCUGCCUAACAAACGGCUUCAAGAAAAUGGCAGGCAUAUCAGCAAAUGAUCAGUCUAGGUUUUGUCAUGCAGCAGUUGAGUGUUAAUCAUCUGAUAGCAGCCUGCCAGACCCUUCUUGCAGAUGGUCACCACACAGCCCGCCACAACAAGAUCUGUAAAUAUAUACAAAGAAAACAGAAUUGAAAUGAAGGAAAAAGUGUGGGAGCGUGUACAAGGUCCAAUCACCUCCAAUAGGGCCAUUACUAUCUUUUAUAAGGAAAUUCCAACAGGAAGAUAUAUAUAUAUAUAUAUAUAAGACCUGAUGUGAUCUGGAACAAGGAGAAAAAACAGCAAAGAUUAUAGAUGUGAUAGUACCCAGUGACUUUGGCCUCAAUAGAGCCGAAAGGCAUAAAAUAACAAAAUACCAAGACCUAAAGAACGACCUGAAAAGCAGAUGGGAACUGAAGGAAAUCAAAAUAAUACCUGUGGUGGUAGGGAAGAAAACAGGACUUAUAAAGAAAAACUGAGAAAAUAAUCUUCAGGCAAUACCAAGUUGCCCAAGUGUAAAUGAGGUGCAAAUUGCUGCUUUCAAAGGAACCGUAAACCUCUUGAAAAGAGCCCUUGGAUAUAAGGCCAGUGGAAUAUAGGGAUGCAACCAUAGACCCAGACUAGGGCCCAUUGCACCCCUGAUAUGAAUUGGAAAUUAAGAAUAACAUGAGCCAGAGAAAAACCAUUCACUUGUUCUGUAUGGCAAAGAAGUUUUUCUCUCUCAUGUGCUCCCAAAAGACACCUUAAAACCCAUACAGCAGAGAAACCAUCCACUUGCUCAGUAUGCCAAAGAAGUUUUUCUCUCUCAUGUGCUCCCAAAAGACACCUUAAAACCCAUACAGCAGAGAAACCAUCCACUUGCUCAGUAUGCCAAAGAAGUUUUUCUGAUCUGAGUGAUCUCAAAGCACACAUGAGAACUCAUACAAGUGAGUAGUCAAGGUCAGGGCAGUUUCAAAUAACCAAGCUGUGGACAAUGAGGAACUACAAUGGAAAUGACAAAUAAUGAUGAACAAAGAUGCUGGAAAGGUACCGACCAGAAGAAAAUGGUCCCCUCAACUUGUUUCUGCGCCAGGCGGGUUGUUGAUAGUGAUGGUGCAACUUCUACCACCACAGUCCUGCUCCUGGGCCCCAGAAACACCAAGACGAGUGACCAAAAGAAACUAAAGACAAAAUGUGUCGGUGGUCUUUUGAGAAGAAAAUCCUACUUUUCUACUUCACCUACUCAGGGUAUGAGGAGUGGGGCAGAUGUAAGAGUCUAGUAUUUGAGGAAAAAAUAAAGGAAGCAGAUUUAACUGUAAACACCUAGAAAAGAGCCCUUGGAUAUAAGGCUAGUGGAAUAUUGAGAUGCAACCAUAGACCCCAGGAUUGGGUCCAUUGCACCCCUGAUAUAAAUUAAAAAUUAAGAAUAACAUAAGCCAGAGAGAUAGCAAAGAUUAUAGAUGUGACACUACCCAGUGACUUUGGCCUCGAUAGAGCUGAAAGGCAUAAAAUAACAAAAUACCAAGACCUAAAGAGCAACCUGAAAAGCACAUGGGAACUGAAGGAAAUAGAAAAAUUACCUGUGGUGGUUGGGGCAACGGGACUUAUAAAGAAAAACCUGAGAAAAUAUCUUCAGGCAAUACAAAGUUGCCCAAGUAAAAAUGAGGUGCAGAUUGCUACCCUCAAAGGAAUGGUAAACUUCUUGAAGAGUCCUUGAAUAUAAGGCUAGUGGAAUAUAGAGGUGCAACCAUAGACCCCUGGCUGUGACCCAUUGCACCCCUGAUAUAAAUUGAAAAUUAAGAAUAACAGAAGCCAAAAAGAAACCAUACACUUGCUUGGCAUGUCAGAGAAGUUUUUCUUGUCAGAGUAAUCUCAAAACACACAUGAGAUGUCCUCUAUGUAUUAUAUACGUACUUACUCUGUAUGUGAGAAAAGUUUUUCUCAUCAAAGUGCUCCUAAAAAAAACACACAUGAGAACUACUCAUGCAGGGUAUGUCAAAGAAGUUUUUUUGAAUUAAGCAAUCUCAAAACACACAUGAGAUCUCAUACAAGAUAGAUACCAUAUACUACUUUCUAUGCACAUGUAUCAAAGAAGUUUUUAACAACAUAUUCAUCUUAAAACACUUGAGAAUUCAUACAGGAUAGAAACCAUUCACUUGUUCUGUAUGCCAAGGAAGUUUUCUGGUUCUAGUCAUCUCAAAAAAAAAAAUCACAAUACUAGACAGAAACUGUACUAUACUACUUUAUCUUAUUCUGAAAUUCUCAAAGAACUCAUUUGAAAUCAUUAUAGAGAGAGGACAUUCUCCAGCCCUGAUGUAAAAAAUGUUAGCCAUUUUCAAAUACUGGAGAUUACU
This is a messenger RNA of Macrobrachium nipponense, 4144 nucleotides long. RefSeq names its product zinc finger protein 514-like. Gene Ontology annotation, cellular component: nucleus. The coding region runs from base 738 to 1493 and encodes 251 amino acids. Gene Ontology annotation, molecular function: DNA-binding transcription factor activity, RNA polymerase II-specific. Lineage: Eukaryota; Metazoa; Arthropoda; Malacostraca; Decapoda; Palaemonidae. The transcript has 2 exons. Gene Ontology annotation, biological process: regulation of transcription by RNA polymerase II. The record is from RefSeq and is a predicted model, not a curated record.